Sphenostylis stenocarpa is the source of this 317-nucleotide messenger RNA. NCBI's taxonomy places the organism in Eukaryota, Viridiplantae, Streptophyta, Magnoliopsida, Fabales, Fabaceae. The record is from the annotation of a GenBank genome assembly.
AUGGAAAAAGGACAACAUGGAGAGCAAAUCCCAAAUGCAAGAAACCUCUUUUUGUCUCGACGUGAUGAGGGGAAGGAAAAGAUUGAGGGGUUAGAAAUUCAAAAUGCACGGGAAAGACGGAAAAGGAAAGUCAGGAAAAAGAAAGUGGCUUUGCGUGCGAAGAUGAAAAAGAAGAGAAAGGCAAUCGUGUCAGUGAUUGAAAACAAAAUUUUGAUGGAUGGAGAUGGAGCAAUGGAGCAAGCAGGGGUAUCACCUACCAAUUAUUUGGAAACAAAUCAAAGAAUAGCAGAUAAAAUAUACUCCACACUCCUCUCUAC